Molecule: messenger RNA, 1538 nt
Organism: Apis laboriosa (Himalayan honeybee)
Lineage: Eukaryota; Metazoa; Arthropoda; Insecta; Hymenoptera; Apidae
Product: visual system homeobox 2-like
Exons: 7
Coding region: 1-1314 (437 amino acids)
Biological process (GO): regulation of transcription by RNA polymerase II
Cellular component (GO): nucleus
Molecular function (GO): sequence-specific double-stranded DNA binding; DNA-binding transcription factor activity, RNA polymerase II-specific
Source: RefSeq, a predicted model, not a curated record
AUGCCGCAGCGAUCGCCGUUCGCGAUCCAGGAGCUGCUGGGGCUGAACGGUACCGGAAACGGAAGCGGUACCGAUCGCGGCUCGCCCCAAGGAUCACCGCCGGCCGGCGUCUCGGCCGUUUCUUACGCGCCCACGGCGCCUCAUCACAAGCUAUGGGACUACAUGCCCAGCCUGACCAAUCAUCUGGGCAAUCUGGGGAAUCUUGGGAAUCUGGGCAACCUCACGGCCUCGCGGAUGGCCUAUCUGAAUGCGCAGGCGGCCGUCGCCGCUGCCUUCCUGCCGCCGCCCCACCCCCACCCCGCGCACCACGUACCGCAUCAUCAGGUACAUCAACCGGGACAACUUCCGGCCUCACCGGCCGGUGUCAACGUGCAUCCGGGUGCACACGCGCAGCAUGUACUUCCGGGUACCGCAGUCACCGCGAACCAUCAUCAGCACAGUCCGAGUCAGCACACGCCACCCCAUGGUUUCUCUCAGUCGAAGAGUUCGUUCUCAAACACAAGCCCAGGUGUCGGGCACAAUAUAGAAUCCGGGAAAGACUUCACGGUCGACGGUCUCUCCGGUUUCAGCAAAAAGAAGAAGAAGAAGCGUCGUCAUAGGACGAUCUUCACGUCACAGCAGCUGGAGGAGCUGGAGGCAGCCUUCAAAGAAGCCCAUUAUCCCGACGUGUACGCUCGCGAGAUGCUCAGCCUUCGAACCGAUCUGCCCGAAGACAGGAUACAGGUCUGGUUUCAAAAUCGAAGAGCAAAAUGGCGCAAAACUGAGAAGUGUUGGGGCAGAAGUACCAUAAUGGCGGAGUACGGCCUGUACGGAGCUAUGGUGCGGCACUCGCUACCGCUUCCGGAGACCAUAUUGAAGAGUGCCAAGGAGAACGAGUCGGUGGCGCCAUGGUUGCUAGCUCAAUCAUCUAAGACGAGCAGCUUUAGUCAAGAUAUCGAAAAUAAUCAAGAACUGAUUGACUGUGGCCCCGCAGGGAUGCACCGGAAGUCAAUCGAAGCAGCGGAACACCUCAAGUCAGGCGGAGAGGACAGUGGAAACGAUCAUAAUGGAAGCGGAAGCAGCCCCCAUCAUAAUCAUCAUCAAGGUGGACCGACCAGUUCUGAGAGCGGACAGGAGAGUCAGGACGGCAUGGGGCCCUCUUCGUCGACAGGAAUCGUUCAGGACACGGAGCAGCUGAGGAACGAGAGCAUCGCCUGUUUAAGGGCGAAGGCUCAGCAGCAUCAGCUGCAAUUGAGCCUACAACCAACGGCUGCACCCACCAGCACCUCGUAUCCAACAGGCCCACAAUCGAGCACGCUUCACGCCCCCGUUUAAUCAUCGUUUCAUCGACAUUCCUUUCACACGAAUCAUCGGAACUAGGAGACGUUCGAUUAACUUAGAGAGAACACAAUCACGUUCGAAACUUUAACAGUUCACGUUCCCCUGAUAAUUUCGCGAAUCAUCCACGCGAAUCUCCGAUAUUCGACUCGGGGGAUCACGAAAUAUAAUAUAUAUAUAUAUACAUCAAUGUUCCCGGGAAAAUCAUGUUUCCCGCCCGA